GUUCCUCUCGUUUGCAGAGAUGCUGAAAGCAUUGGGUGCACGUGCAGUGCUAUGCUCGAAGUCUUCUUCCACUAACCACACAAUUCACGCACACUGAUUCUCCACCAAGCCCUCACGCAUAGGUUCUCAACCCUUAGGAACCCUCUUUUGAUUUAUUUCUUUUCAAUUUCUUCCUCAAUCACCACGUAACUUGCGUCUCGCUGCACUGCAAUUUCGGAUCCCUAGGUCGCCUCUGCCAUCUCCGUCGAAGCUUCCCAGAGUUGCGGCGCAUCCCUGGAGUCUUCUUCGUGCAAACCUCCAAGCCCACUGUUGUUGUUUCCGUUGAACGCAGAUUGGAGAACAAACAGAAACAGAACAACCACAAAGUAUUUUUGUCUCUCCAAUCUCUUGAACUUUAAGAGAACAGUCAUGGACAGACACACGAACACCACCAGGCCAAUAGUGAUGUCUUCCUCUUCCAUCACUGGCACCACCACCAUAACAAUUCAAAACUCUGAGCCAUCUAUCUCUUCAUCUCAGCACCAACAACAGCAACCAGAAGAAGUACUUUUCCUCCCCCUCAAUCGCAGGAAGAAAAAGGUCAGUUGGAAAGAGGGCACCGUGGACAAUGAGUUCAUGCAGAAGAAGAGUUCCAAAAGGUGUUGUAUCUUCCAUAAGGAGAAGCCCUUUGAUGAAGAUGACAGCGAUGAAGAUGAACAUCACUCUGACGAACGCCCUCACGAUACUGGGUUUUGCUGUAAGAAUCAUGAUGAAGCUGGCCCAAGUACCUAGAGAAUUGAUUCAGCUGAGCGGUGAUUAAUGAAACCUAAAACAUAUUUGUAGUGUAAUUGGUGAAAUCGUUGAACUUAGGUUUGCAACUCAAUAAUUAUUUAAUUUCGGUUGCAAUUAUAAGAUUAUGACAUUGGUGGAUUGCCAAACUUUAGUAAUCCUAGUGAUCAUCUACCAAUUGUUGCUGAGUUCGAAAUCAUCAAGUAUUAAACAUUCUUGUAUACCAGGUGAUACACUGAGAUUGUUGGCAUUUAUAAAACGAAGAUUGAAGAUUUGUUUGCUACGCAA
Vigna unguiculata (cowpea) is the source of this 1056-nucleotide messenger RNA. Its product is annotated as type 1 phosphatases regulator ypi1-like. Gene Ontology annotation, cellular component: nucleus. NCBI's taxonomy places the organism in Eukaryota, Viridiplantae, Streptophyta, Magnoliopsida, Fabales, Fabaceae. Gene Ontology annotation, molecular function: protein serine/threonine phosphatase inhibitor activity; protein phosphatase 1 binding. The record is from RefSeq and is a predicted model, not a curated record.